UGUUUGUUCUUUACUCAUAUCAUACACAAAUUUCAUAUCUACAAAAUUGCUAUGGCCAGUUACUUCCUCAAAAUACUGUUCGUAGUGUUUGUGUGCCUUCUGCAUAUCAAAGUAUCCGUUCUUGGACUCAACUCAUCUUCAGAGAGUUCAUAUGUGAAAUGCAUAGAGAGGGAGAGACAAGCACUCCUCAAUUUCAAACCAAGUGUCCAACAUUACCAUGGCAUGCUGUCUACAUGGAGAGACGAUGAAAAUAACAGAGAUUGUUGCAAAUGGGAAGGUAUUGAAUGCAACAAUGAAACUGGUCACGUACAGAUGCUUGAUCUUCGUGGUUCAGAAUCGCAUUAUUUGUCAGGUUCAUUUAAUAUCACUUCACUGGUUGGCUUACAAAAAUUGGAAUAUUUGGAUCUCAGCUCUAAUCAUCGUUCCAUUGGAGGUCAAAUUCCACCAUCCAUCGGCUCCUUUCAAAGGUUAAGAUAUCUCAAUCUAUCACAAUCAUUUUUCAAAGGUACAAUUCCCUAUCAACUAGGAAAUCUCUCAAAAUUAGAGUAUCUUGGUCUUAAAGGAAUUGAUCUUUAUGGAGAAAUUCCUUCUCAACUUGGAAAUCUUUCGAGUCUGCAAUAUCUUGAUCUAAGUGCCAAUUCUGACAUCCAUGGAGAGAUUCCUCCUCAAUUUGGGAGUCUGUCACAUUUGAAGUAUCUUGAUCUUUCAUACAAUUUUCAAAUCUAUGGAAACAUUCCUUAUCAACUUGGAAGUCUGUCACAUAUGAGGUAUCUCGAUCUUUAUCUAACUCGACUUUCCGGAGCACUGCCUUUCCAGGUUGGAAAUCUUCCUCUCUUGCAUUCUCUUAGACUUGAUGGACAUGGUGAUAUUUCAUCUUCGUUUCCUUCUCAAUCCAACAUUUCCACUUCACUUUCCAUCCUUGAUCUCUCUGAUAAUAUACUGACGUCAUCAACAUUUCAGCUGUUGUCCAACUAUAGCUCUAAUCUCCAAGAGCUUCAUCUUUUUGGUAAUAACAUUGUCUUGUCAUCUCCUCCCUAUCCAAACUUUCCUUCUCUUGAGAUCCUUGAUCUCUCUUUUAAUAAUCUAACUCAAGCAUCAAUAUUUCAAGGAAAUCUCAACUUCAGCACCAAACUUGAAGAACUUAUCUUGACUGAAUGCGGCCUCACUGAUAAAAGCUUUCUUGUGUCAUCUGCUUACAUUAAAAAUUCUCAUUCCCUUGUCACCCUUGAUCUCUCGGAUAAUCUAUUGAAAUCAUCCGUUGUAUUUCAUUGGCUUUGCAACUUCACUGUCAAUCUUCAAAGUCUUUACCUUGAUAAUAACUUGUUAGAAGGUCCCAUUCCAGACGGAUUCUGGAAAGUAAUGACCUCUCUCAAAUAUCUUAAUCUCGGUUCUAACAAACUAAAAGGAAAGAUUCCAGCAUCCUUAUGGUUUCUUUAUCAGUUGAAGCUUCUUCGCCUUAACGAUAAUUACUUUGAGGGUGAUAUCAAUGAAUUGCAACUCACAAAUUUGUCCCAAUUGGCAACACUAGACUUAUCAGGCAACUCAUUGUCUCUAAAGUUUGCUACCACAUGGACUCUACCCUUCCAAUUAUUUCAAUUGGGCCUAGCUUCUUGCAAGUUGGGUCCUAGCUUUCCAAGUUGGCUCCAGACUCUAAGUCAGCUUGAAUUUCUGGAUAUUUCUGAUGCCGGAAUCGAUGACUUUGUACCAGAUUGGUUUUGGAACAAGAUACAGUUUAUAAGUGACGUGAAUAUGUCUUACAACAGUCUCAAAGGUGUGAUACCGAAUUUAACGAUGAAGUUAAUGCACUACGGUCCAGAUGCAAUAAUUCUAAAUUCAAAUAAACUUGAAGGUGUAAUUCCUACAUUUUUGUCACACGAUCGCACGUUAGAUCUCUCAGGCAAUAAGUUUUCAGAUAUAAAUACACUUUUGUGCAGGAAUAGAGUAACAAACUAUAUGGAGACUUUGGAUUUAUCAAAUAAUCAAAUAGCAGGACAACUACCGGAGUGUUGGGAACAUCUAAGUUCACUACGAUUUCUUGAUCUAAGAAAUAAUAAAUUAUCUGGAAGGAUUCCACAGUCCAUGGGUACUCUUGUUAACUUGCGGGCUCUGGUCCUACGAAACAACAAUUUAAAUGGAGAACUGCCACUCACAUUGAAAAACUGUUCUAGCUUAGGUUUCUUGGACGUGAGUAAAAAUUUGUUGUCUGGUCCAGUACCUUCUUUGAUUGGGGAAAAUAUGCAACAAUUGAAAAUCUUGAGCAUGCGAAUAAAUCACUUCUUUGGAAGUGUUCCUGAACAUCUCUGCUAUUUGAGUCAAAUUCAAGUGUUGGACCUCUCAAGGAAUAACUUGUCAGGAGAAAUGCCAACAUGUCUGAGAAAUUUUACCACAUUGAUGGAAUGGAGUGUAGUCCCAAGGGAUAUUGUGAGGAAACGAAAAAUUUCAACUCAAGAAUCUUAUGUCGAUAUUUAUGACUCUUAUUUGUCAUUGGCAUGGAAAGGUCAGGAUUAUGAGUUUUGGGAGCCAGAGAAUCUUCUUAAGAGCAUUGACCUCUCAAGCAACAGGUUAACAGGUGAAGUACCGAAAGAGGUUGGAUAUUUAGUUGGAUUGGUUUCUUUGAAUUUAUCAAGAAACAACUUUCAUGGAGAGAUUCCUUCUGAGAUUGGGAAUUUAAGUUUGCUAGAGUUUCUGGACUUAUCAAGAAAUAAUUUGUCAGGCAGUAUUCCUUCCACUCUUUCCAACAUUGAUAGUCUUGGUGUGUUAGACCUAUCAAACAAUAAUCUGAGUGGAAGAAUCCCUUUGGGAAGACACUUGCAAACCUUUGAUGCCUCUAGUUUUGAAGGAAAUAUUGAUCUUUGUGGAGAGCAACUCAACAAAAGUUGUCCAGGAGAUGAGACAGUGCAAGAAACUCAACAACCAGCAAUGGAUGGUGAAGAAGACGAUUCAAUUUUGUAUGGAGGAUUGUACAUGAGCUUGGGGCUAGGUUUCUUUGCAGGCUUUUGGGGUUUAUUAGGAUCAAUGUUACUUUGGCAACCAUGGAGAAUUGCUUACAUGAGAUUCGUGGACCGAAUUAUAGACUAUAUACUUGUAAUGGCUGAACUCAACGUUGCCAAGUGCCAUAGGUGGCUAAAAGGAUAUCCACACACACUUCUUCGUUUUUCUCCACCGAGAUUCAACCACGACCAAAACAGAUCCUGUCUCCGUCGCCUCGCCGCCGCCGUCGAAGGUUGUACCGCCGUCGAAGAUUUCGCCGCCGUCGAAGGUUUCGCCGCCGUCGAAGGUUUCGCCGCCGUUGAAGAUUGUUGCCGUCGAAGAUGCUUUGUGAAAGACUAUGGUAAGCUAGCCAAACCCUUAAACUCUUUAUUGAACAAAAAUGACUUUCAGUGGGAUGAUGCAGCACAAACAGCAUUUGAACAAUUAAAAUCUGUUGUCACAACCUUACCCACACUGGUUGUUCCAGAUUUCACUAACAAUUUGUGA
This is a messenger RNA of Vigna unguiculata (cowpea), 3477 nucleotides long. Lineage: Eukaryota; Viridiplantae; Streptophyta; Magnoliopsida; Fabales; Fabaceae. The record is from RefSeq and is a predicted model, not a curated record.